This is a messenger RNA of Capsella rubella, 595 nucleotides long. RefSeq names its product protein RALF-like 25. Lineage: Eukaryota; Viridiplantae; Streptophyta; Magnoliopsida; Brassicales; Brassicaceae. Bases 49 to 276 code for a protein of 75 amino acids. The record is from RefSeq and is a predicted model, not a curated record. The transcript has a single exon.
AGAAAUCACCAACGAGAGGAAUAACAAAAAGAAAGAACAACCAACAAAAUGAAGACAUAUAUGAUAAUCUUGUUGGUGAUUUUAAGCAUCUUGAUUGCAGGAAGAGUUGAGGCUAACGAACGUAAGAAGAAAUAUCUUAAUCCAGGUGUAAUCAACCGAUGCUUACGUCCUAAUCCUCCACCAGAAUGUCAUCAAAAUAAACAUAUACCUCGUACCCCGGCUAACAAAUACAGACGUGGUUGCACCAAGAUCAACCGAUGUCGCCGAGACCCAUAAUAAUGGAUAUCCUAAGCAUGAGAGAUCUAAUGACAUAUUUUUCAUGUAACAUAUGCUACCAAGCUUAAGUCAUGUUAUGCAUGGUGUUGUAUGUGUUGCCAAAAAAAUUCACAUGAUUGAUCUUCUUCAGUAUUGGUGAUGGUCACGGGGGUUUGAAUUUGAUAAAUUCAUGUCAUCUAGUAACUAUUUUUUUUACGAAGCCAAAUAAUAAUCUGGUGUAUAGAAAAUAUACAUGAUGGGUUCUAUUCUUUUCAACCAAAAUAUGUAUAAUGGGCUCAACCAUGUAUAAAUUCUUUUAUACAUGAAAAAAAAAAAAAUU